GCAGGAAUGGGUGAUAAACACCAUGUUACCAAACACACUACUGGGGCAAAGUCUUCCUAUAUAACAUCUUUAUAAUUAUAGAACAGAGUUGUAAAGGAGAAGUUUGUCAUUUCCUUUUUUUUCUACCCCUUUAAACAAUAGAUAUAGCUACAUAACGAGCCUCCUAUCUGUGAUGUAAGUUUCACACAUGUACACGUGCAGGCGGCUCGUAAAAGUGCUGCUGUUGCAAAACAAAUGCCUUUAAAUGAGAGGAAGCCCCUCCUUGGCACCAAGCCCCCUCAGUGGUCCAACUAGUAAAAAAGGCAGAUUUUAGACGUUUCUGUUCACUUUUCUGCUGAUUUCCUCUCUGAAAGGCUGAACUGGAAGCAAUGGCGAGACACAACAUCAGCCUCCUGAUAGCCAUUGUGCUGUCACUGGUCGUCUACAUCAUCACUAUGGUGUUUUCUGUUCUGGCCGGACCUGGAAUCUCUCCAUUCUCGUCCAGCACUAGUAACGUGUCGGAUGAGUUCGUGACCCAGAUCACACCCUCCGGUUGGACCUUCAGCAUUUGGGGCAUCAUUUAUGUGGCUCUGGCAUUAGUUUUGCUGUACAUCCUCUCUGGACUCUUCAGAAAGAACGCCUAUGGUUACGUGUACUGCAGCCCCGCUGUGCUUUCAUAUGGCUUUUUUGGGGCUUGGUGCCUGAAUCUGGCUAUCAAUACCGGAUGGUUGUUUUUAUGGGAUCGACGAAUCAUGCCUGCUGCCCUGGCCUUCCUCAUUCUCAUCGCCCUCACAAAUUACGCUGUGAUAUUCUUCUCCUGCUGGGGGCUUCACAAGUAUGGAGCGUGGCUCGACAAAUACCACAAAGUAGACCUGUGGCUCCAUCGAGUGCUGAUUCAAAAUGGAGUCGCCAUCUACGCCACAUGGACAACCAUAGCCUCCUUGAUCAACCUGAAUAUUGUAUUAGUGUACGACGCUGGAGUGUCCAGCACUGAUGCCUCCACUAUUGCACUUUCCAUUUUAACUGUGGUGUUGGUUGUAUGGUUCAUCCUGGAAAACUCUGUUCUGGACAAACACGUGAGGCUCAUUCUCUCCAUUUAUCCGGUUGUGAUUUGGGCGCUGACGGGCGUGUACACAGAAACCUACAAUCCUGCUGCUCCCACUCGCAACAACAUCUUUAUUGUUUCCUUGCUGGGAAUCUCCUGCCUUCUGUUUGUUGUCCGUCUCCUUCUGGUCGCCUGGAGGCAAAUCAAACAGCCGCUCUACAGGGAUGUCGACCCAGACCUCACGUCUCCAAUGGAAAUAGCAGAAAAGCAGAAAAAAUUUGUUCUCAAUUGAGAUUUUUGAGUACAAAAAGGCUAAACAAAUGCACUAUUUUCUAAUUAUACUUUUAGUUUUUCUACAAAAGACUAAAAUUUCUAUUUAAUACAUGUCUGUAAGUGUUGUGAUGAAUGCUGAAAUUAAAUAAACCACUAUAUAUUCUCCUUAUAUUAUAAUAAAACAUGUAAUAUUCUGAUAGUAACAACCACUUCAAAACUCAACUGAUUAUAUUUAAAACACGACUGUCGGAAAUGUUUCUUGUUUUUGUUUAUUUGAUCUUUCAUUUUUGUAUUUUCUAUAUUUCUUUAAAUAAAUUUGAACUCAAUUUUUUGACUUGUAUUUAUUUUACAACUUCAAACCAUUUGUGGCAAAUUAGUAUAAUUAUUUGAAUAUUUUAUAAAACAUUCCAAAAUAAAUUAUCCGUUUUUCAUAAAGAAAUGUCACAAUUUUAGCUUUUUUUAAAU
Molecule: messenger RNA, 1762 nt
Organism: Oryzias melastigma (Indian medaka)
Lineage: Eukaryota; Metazoa; Chordata; Actinopteri; Beloniformes; Adrianichthyidae
Exons: 7
Coding region: 369-1316 (315 amino acids)
Source: RefSeq, a predicted model, not a curated record